AAUCAUCUAAAACAAAUUUAUGAUAUCAUAUAUUGUUCAUUGUUGUUAAAACUUAAAAGUAAUUUAAUUUUUUUACAUUUAAGAAUCUAUAACUAAUCAAUUAAAUAAGUUAAAAAUGUCUCGUGGAACUAGUGCCGGUUUUGAUAGACACAUAACUAUAUUUUCUCCAGAAGGAAGGCUGUAUCAAGUUGAGUAUGCCAUAAAAGCAAUAUUACAAGGUGGGCUUACAUCAGUGGCAAUUAAAGGAGUUGAUGUUGCAGUAGUAGCUACUCAACGAAAAGUACCAGACAAAUUAAUUGAUCCCAAAACUGUAACUCAUUUGUUCCGGAUCACAAAAAAUAUUGGAUGUGUUAUGACUGGAAUGACAGCGGAUGGUCAUUCACAAGUGUACAGAGCUAGAGCUGAAGCGUGUGAAUAUAAAUACAAAAAUGGUUUCGAAAUGCCUGUGGAAACAUUAUGUGGUCGUAUGGCUGAUAUUUCUCAAGUAUACACACAAAAUGCUGAAAUGAGACCACUUGGAUGCAGUAUGAUAUUAAUUGGUACCGAUGAUAGAAAAGGACCUAUGGUGUACAAGACAGAUCCAGCAGGAUAUUAUUGUUCAUUCCAUGCUAUUGCUGUUGGAACCAAACAAACAGAAGCUAAUACUUAUUUAGAAAAAAAAUUGAAAAAAAAGAAGGAAUAUUCAAAGGAUGAAGCUAUUGAAUUGGCCAUAUCAUGUUUGUCACAUGUUCUAGCUGUUGAUUUUAAACCUAGUGAUAUUGAAGUUGGUAUUGUAACAACUGAGAACAAGGACUUUGUGGUUUUAAGCGAACAAGAAAUUGAUCGUCAUUUAACUCAAAUUGCUCAAAGAGAUUAAGCAAGUUCAUAAAAGUUCAUAAAAAAAAAAAAAAUGGAAGUAUAAUAAUAUUGUAUUCUUCAUCAUGUAAUACUUUAAAAUAAAUAACAAUAAAAUAAUUCAUGAUUUUUUA
Aphis gossypii (cotton aphid) is the source of this 968-nucleotide messenger RNA. Its product is annotated as proteasome subunit alpha type-6-like. The coding region runs from base 116 to 856 and encodes 246 amino acids. The record is from RefSeq and is a predicted model, not a curated record. The transcript is spliced from 7 exons. Gene Ontology annotation, biological process: ubiquitin-dependent protein catabolic process. Gene Ontology annotation, cellular component: proteasome core complex, alpha-subunit complex; nucleus; proteasome core complex. NCBI's taxonomy places the organism in Eukaryota, Metazoa, Arthropoda, Insecta, Hemiptera, Aphididae.